This is a messenger RNA of Mesocestoides corti, 264 nucleotides long. Lineage: Eukaryota; Metazoa; Platyhelminthes; Cestoda; Cyclophyllidea; Mesocestoididae. The record is from the annotation of a GenBank genome assembly.
AUGACUGAAACAAUCCUGGGUUACCUGCUGGCUUUUUUUCGUAAAUUUUCUCGUCCAGUGGAUAACGUGCGCCAGUGGUUCGUCCACUACGCACCCAGCCUACACCUCUUGAUUGAUUACCGCGACGGCGUUCCAAGCCAAAAUGGUGUGAUUCAUGAAGGCGCGGAACAAUCUGCGCCUGGAAACGCUUAUGGAAGGACACGACAGGGCUGGUGUAACGAAUUAGACAACGAAAAAUCUGUGUCUGGAAAGGAUUUAGAGUAA